This is a messenger RNA of Populus euphratica (Euphrates poplar), 2361 nucleotides long. RefSeq lists its product as uncharacterized. The record is from RefSeq and is a predicted model, not a curated record. Bases 328 to 2343 code for a protein of 671 amino acids. The transcript is spliced from 6 exons. Lineage: Eukaryota; Viridiplantae; Streptophyta; Magnoliopsida; Malpighiales; Salicaceae. Gene Ontology annotation, molecular function: glycosyltransferase activity.
UUUCAAAGCAUGGUUGGUUGCCGUGGAUGGAAGGAACAUGGAAGGAGGCUGAAUAUCCCCCAGUGUAAAGUUUUGAAUAUUGAAAAAGUAAUGGAAGGUGACGUGUGGGUGUGUCACCACGCUUAACCUCACAUGUCUUCUCAUGCGCUUCCCCGUCUUGGUGGUGGCGCUGUCAAAGGCCAUUGUGGGUUCGGUUUGUUUGGUUCUCUUCCAUUCCUUUCUUUCUUUCUUCCCUCCUCCCUUCUCAGUUAAAGUUUCACUCUCUUUCCGGUUAAAACCCGCUAUCUCUUUUCAAAACACGGAAGAAGAAGUAGAGCAAUAUCAGCAAUGAAGGGAAUGCAGAUGGGACUGUGGUGGGUCUGGCUAUAUGGGUUCUUGUUGAUUGGUCUUUCCUUGUAUGCCACACAGAGGCUACCUUCUUUUAAGCUGACAAGACCCCAGAAUUUCAACCACAAAGGUUUAAGCCCUCCGACAAUUACUAUAUUUUCAGCGCCUACUGACCCUUUUGCAGCUUCAGCUGACUCCAAGCAGAGUCUUGCUAUUCGAUCAUGGCUUGCUUUGUCCCCUCAAAUCGUUGUCGUUUUGUUUACUCGACACCCUUCUUUUGCCUCAGCUUUUGGUUCCCGGGUUUUGGUUGACUCCACUAUUGAUUUCACGUUUCUUGGUACCCCAUUCUUUCAUUCCAUGCUAGAGAAAUCACGGUUAUUCACAACAGACAUAGCUGUUUUUGUUGAUCCACAAACAGUUCUUCUGCCUGACCUCAUAUCCACCUUAAAUUAUGCUUACAAACUUGACCGUGACUGGCUUCUUGUGGCUUCGUUACGAAAUGUUUCGUACUUCCCGUUCCACUUGGAUGAUGCUGGGGAACAUUGGCUCAGAGACGAUGGACAAAGGGUACGACGCCAGGAGUUGCAGGAGAUACUUGGUCAUCAUUGGGAGUGGAAUCAUUGUGAGGACAGAAUGCUUAUGGCAUGGAACAACAGAAAUCUACCUUUACAUAAUGGAGUGCUUCCUCCUUUCUUGUAUGGCAAGGGGAUUCACAACCGCUGGAUAGUCAAUGAAGCUGUGUCAUCUGAAUUGAGGCUUGUCUUUGAUGCGAGUUCGACAAUCUCAUGUCUCUCUCUUAAUUAUCCUGAGCAUUGGUCUGAACUGUCAGUCAGAGGAUCCAGAGUUUUAGAGAUUGAAAACAGAAGCUGGGAGGAAGGUGGCAAUUCCCAUCUGGGUGCACUAUAUGGCUCAAUGUUUUUCCGAGAAAUUAAUUAUUCUGGCCUAGUAAAUCUUUUGAAUUGUGAGGGGCAAUAUCUUUUUGCUGACAUAGCUGAAGACAGCGUUUAUCCAUCUGUGUGCCAGACAGGAAGUGCAUGGACUAGAAGGGUUUUGAGAUCCUGUACCCAGAGGAAAAGGAUGGUUUCUGCAGAAAUUGUUAAAUCACAAAACAGAACAUCAAAUUGUUCCAUGAAAGACAAGUUAAAGUCAUCGGAAUCAUUACAUUUUCCAUUUUCUUUAGAGUCACUCCUUUCAAUAACUGCAGACGAGAACAAAACACUCGUGCUUGCUGUUGCUGGAUAUAGUUACAAGGACAUGCUAAUGAGUUGGGUGUGCAGAUUACACCAACUCCAGGUCACAAAUUUCAUCAUUUGUGCUCUUGAUCAGGAAACAUAUCAAUUCUCUGUCUUACAGGGCCUCCCUGUUUUCCAUGAUCCAUCAGCGCCGAGAAACAUAAGCUUUAACGAUUGCCACUUUGGAACAGCAUGCUUUCUGAGAGUCACCAAAGUGAAGUCCAGAAUGGUUUGGAAGAUACUGAAACUUGGGUACAACGUACUUCUAAGUGAUGUCGAUGUUUAUUGGUUUGGGAAUCCGUUGCCGUUGCUUUAUUCUUUUGGUCCUGGUGUUCUUGUGGCACAGUCCGAUGAGUACAAUUACACAGGACCUGUAAACUUACCCAGGCGCUUGAACUCUGGUUUUUACUUUGCUCGUUCUGACGCUUCAUCUGUAGCUGCUAUGGAGAAGGUGGUAAAGCAUGCAGCAAGAUCAAACCUGUCUGAACAGCCAAGCUUCUACGACACAUUGUGUGGUGAAGGGGGAUCCUACCGAAUCAGUGAUAACAGAUGCGUGGAACCCGAAACAAAUCUAACCGUUCAUUUCUUGGAUAGAAACCUCUUCCCUAAUGGUGCAUACUUAAACAUAUGGCAGAAGAAAAAUGUGAAAAAAGCCUGUAUGAAAAAGGGCUGUCUUAUUCUUCAUAACAAUUGGAUUAGUGGGAGAGUGAAGAAGUUGGAACGACAGGUUGUAUCAGGUUUAUGGGAGUAUGAUAUUAGCAGAAGGAUGUGCUUGCAGAGAUAGUGCAGUUUCAAAUUGAUG